AUGAGACCCACCGGCCACCGUUACGUGUACCUGGCCGUGCUGCUGGCGACGGCCUCGGCAAGGUCGGCCGAGACCAACCCGACGACGAACUCCAUUGACGAGGAGGCCGCAAGGUCGGCCGGGAACGGCAACGUCUUCGGCGACCUGCGUCAGAUCUACCAGGUCUACAAGGAGUGCGCGGACGAGGAGCUGAGCCCCUGCCUGAAAGUGAGACUCCUGUCCGCGGUGGACAGGAUGUACAGGAGCGUCGAGCUGAACGUGGCCGACGGUGUCACGUUCGUCCGCGACGAGCCGGUCGCGCGCGACGACGAGCCGGCGCGGUCGAUCGAGGAGAUCGAGGUGAACCUGCCGAGGGCGCUGGACGACAAGGAGGACGCGCUGAACACGAUGAUCUUCGACAAGGUCGUGAAGUUCUUCCAGAGUCACACGCUGAAGCUGAAGCUGCCGAACGUGGAGGAGCUGCAGCGCAGCCUCGUCGAGGAAGGUCGCAAGAAGAAGAAGAACAUCAGCGGCCUCCUGGCGAUCCCGCUGCUGAUCGGCGGCACUCUGGUGCCGCUGGCGCUGGGAGCCCUCGCGCUUCUCGCCGGCAAAGCGUUGAUCGUCAGCAAACUGGCGCUGGUGCUCGCGUCCAUUAUCGGGCUGAAGAAGCUGGUGUCCGGCGGCGGCGACCACGGACACGAGGUGGUGCAGGUCGGCGGUGGCCACGGAUCGAGCGGAUGGGCGCGAUCGAGCCACGACCUCGCCUACUCCGCCUACAAGCCGUCGUCGACCUAG
This is a messenger RNA of Nomia melanderi (Alkali bee), 774 nucleotides long. RefSeq lists its product as uncharacterized. NCBI's taxonomy places the organism in Eukaryota, Metazoa, Arthropoda, Insecta, Hymenoptera, Halictidae. The record is from RefSeq and is a predicted model, not a curated record. Gene Ontology annotation, cellular component: membrane.